CGUUCAGAAAUUGAAACCAAGAAGAGAAUCAUUUUUACAUCCGUGCUGCAGAGCUGACCCUCUAGGAAAUACUUAAGAGCGAUGGACGAGAUCUAUAUGAAUGUCAAACCAGUACCUUCAAAAAAUCAGACGGUUCCCAGGAGCUCAGAGAGGAGAUCUCACGGAGUGGUCGUUCUCUGUCUGGGACUGCUCAGCGUUCUCCUGCUGGCUGGACUCAUCAGUCUUGGCGUCCACUACCAUGUCUCCGCUCAGCGUUCAGCUGCAGAACUUUCCUCUAUCAAAGCCAACUUGAUGGAGCGUCUUCAGGCCAGUGACAACAAGUCCUCUUCCCUGACUGCAGAGAGAGACUGGCUGAAUGCCAGCCUCGUUAAAAUGACCGAAGAGCUGAACAGGCUGAGAGGAAGGCCUACUUGUCCUACAGGAUGGAGGAUGUUCAAGUGUGUCUGUUAUCUCCUCUCUAAUGAGACUGGUUCCUGGGAAAAGGGCAAAGAGGACUGUGGCGUCAGAGGAGCAGGUCUGGUGGUAAUAAGCAGUACUGCAGAACAGAUGUUCCUCUCUAACUUCACCAGGGAAGAAACUCAUGCUUGGAUUGGUUUGACUGACAAAGACAAGGAGGGGACCUGGAAAUGGAUUGAUGGAGGUCCACUGACUGAUCCACUGAAGUACUGGCGUGAACCACAGCCUGAUAAUGGUGGUGGAUACAAAACACUCGGGGAAGAGGACUGUGCCCAUAUCAUAAUUGGAAAGAGUGAUUUGCACAACUGGAAUGAUUUGUCCUGUAAUACCCUUUUAAGAUGGAUCUGUAUGAAGAGGCUUUAGCACUGGUAAACAAUUUGUUGUGUUUGUAAAUGACCAAAGGCAUCAGGAAAGUCCUUUACCUACAAACCAGUUUCUAAUGAUAUAUAAAAAUCAUUUGGAAUUAUA
Dicentrarchus labrax (European seabass) is the source of this 924-nucleotide messenger RNA. Its product is annotated as CD209 antigen-like protein E. The coding region runs from base 82 to 819 and encodes 245 amino acids. The record is from RefSeq and is a predicted model, not a curated record. The transcript has 6 exons. NCBI's taxonomy places the organism in Eukaryota, Metazoa, Chordata, Actinopteri, Moronidae.